AUGCAUCUUCAACAUCUUCUCGCUUCCAUGGCCCUGACUAUCCCAUUCGUUAAGGCUAGCUCUGACUCCCUUGGUUGUUUUUCCAAGGUCGCAGGCUUGACGGAUCUCGAACAAUACACCUACCAAUCGCAUGGAGCCUGUAUCGAGGAAUGUGAGAAGGGUGGCUAUGCGUUCGCUGCUUUGAAGGACGGCAUCACAUGUGGUUGCACUAACACCACACCCGCCUUAUCUGCUCAGAUUGCCGAUGAUAACUGCGAUCAGUACUGCGCUGGCUAUCCUAUGGAUUAUUGUGGUGGUGUUAACGUCUACACUGUCCUACCAACCGAAUUCUACGCCGAUGCAAGUGGCGAUGACUCGGACUCUGAUGAUGCGACUCAGACUGCCUCCUUGCACACAACAGACGGUGGUAUCUUCGUCGCUGCUACCCCCAACCCAUCGCCUGUUGCCACCACUAUCCAGACCGCAGCUUCGAAGGUUAUCACUGCCCUUCCCUCCGCUUCAAAGUCUAGCAUCGCCUCAGCUGCUAUCACUACUGCUAGCUCAUCCUCUUCGCCGUCUGCUACUCCCAACGCUGCGGAUUCUCUUCGCGUGGGUCCUGUUGCUGGUGUUCUUCUCGCCGGACUUGGUCUCCUGCUUUAA
Messenger RNA from Penicillium malachiteum, 639 nucleotides. Its product is annotated as WSC domain-containing protein. The record is from RefSeq and is a predicted model, not a curated record. Bases 1 to 639 code for a protein of 212 amino acids. Lineage: Eukaryota; Fungi; Ascomycota; Eurotiomycetes; Eurotiales; Aspergillaceae. The transcript has 2 exons.